GGCGCCGAAGAAUCUACUCAGCAUUUUUUCUUUGAGUCUUGAAGAAAAAAGACAAAAACCCAAAGAGCAAACAUGGUUGAAUGGACUGAGCAGGAGCGUGACAUCAUCAACAGCAUCUUCUCCAGCCUGGACUAUGAGGACAUCGGCCCCAAGGCUCUGAGCAGGUGUCUGAUUGUUUACCCCUGGACUCAGAGGUAUUUCGGGGGCUUCGGUAACCUCUACAACGCCAACGCCAUCAAGAGCAACCCAAUGAUUGCAGCCCAUGGAAUCAGGGUGCUGCACGGUCUGGACCGGGCUGUGAAGAACAUGGACAACAUCAAGGCCACCUAUGCCGAGCUGAGCGUCCUGCACUCUGAGAAGCUGCACGUGGAUCCUGACAACUUCAAGCUGCUGGCUGACUGCCUCACCAUCGUCAUCGCUGCCAAACUCGGAAGCGCCUUCACUCCUGAGGUGCAGGCCACCUUCCAGAAGUUUGUGGCUGUGGUGGUGUCAGCUCUGGGAAGCCAGUACCACUGAACCCAGAAGCCUCUGCCCUUGAAGAUCAUCUUUGUCUUUGCAGUAAAAUAAAACAAACAAACAAACAAAACAAAAAAA
Cynoglossus semilaevis (tongue sole) is the source of this 594-nucleotide messenger RNA. RefSeq names its product hemoglobin subunit beta-1-like. Gene Ontology annotation, biological process: oxygen transport; hydrogen peroxide catabolic process. The transcript has 3 exons. Bases 73 to 516 code for a protein of 147 amino acids. Gene Ontology annotation, molecular function: organic acid binding; peroxidase activity; oxygen carrier activity. The record is from RefSeq and is a predicted model, not a curated record. Gene Ontology annotation, cellular component: blood microparticle; hemoglobin complex; haptoglobin-hemoglobin complex. Lineage: Eukaryota; Metazoa; Chordata; Actinopteri; Pleuronectiformes; Cynoglossidae.